Xylaria bambusicola is the source of this 3057-nucleotide messenger RNA. RefSeq lists its product as uncharacterized. Gene Ontology annotation, molecular function: DNA-binding transcription factor activity, RNA polymerase II-specific; RNA polymerase II cis-regulatory region sequence-specific DNA binding. The transcript has 3 exons. Bases 566 to 2356 code for a protein of 596 amino acids. The record is from RefSeq and is a predicted model, not a curated record. Gene Ontology annotation, biological process: regulation of transcription by RNA polymerase II. NCBI's taxonomy places the organism in Eukaryota, Fungi, Ascomycota, Sordariomycetes, Xylariales, Xylariaceae.
GGGCGGCGUGGGUUGACUGGUAUUGACUGGUAUUGAUCUGUCACCGACCUCCUGCUACAUAUCCUCCAGGUCCCCUUCAACCUCAUUCAUUCUUUAACUCCAGCCUGUGAUCGACAGCCCGGUCGACGUACUUGUAGAGCGGUUUCUCUUCUUCAAACCCUAUCGGUUUCUUUAUUUCUUGAGGCUCAACUUUUGGAACAUUGGGCUUACUCCCGACCUUCCUCACCUUCAUUUAGAUAUAGUUGGGCCUGACCUUACCUCGUCUCUCAUCGUUGUCGCUUUGUUAGUCAAGGCUACGGAUACUCGCCAAAGCAUUUGUAUAACAAGAAUCUGGCCGCGUCCGAUAAUUAGGCGAUCUAUGAAAGUCAUUCAAGACUGACGUCCACUCCUUUCCACCCGGAACCGAAACCACCAUCCAUCUUUAGGCCAACCGCCCACCAACGAACACUGUAUAGUACAUGCUGCAUAUAUAUACUUAAUCAUAAAUCGUGAGCAAGGACACACAUAAUCGGAUAUUACAAGAACAACAAGCCGUCCCCUCCCAUAACCUGUACCAUUAGCAACCAUGGAUCCCAAUAUGAUGAAUGCGCAGAUGGGUCAAGCAUCGUUUUUCUACUACACACCAGACCCCAAUCCUGAGAACCGACAACAUGGACAUUUUAGCCAGCACCCGGGCUUCCAACAGGUGCAGCAACAGAUGUUUCCCAUUGUCCCGACGGUUCCUUCGACACCCAUCUACUCACGACCGAACUCAUCAUCUUCACAAGCCAUCCCAGCCAAGAUGUUCGCGGCCGUUCCCAGCAACGUUACCCCUCAGAGGCCGAAUGGCUUCAUGAUCAACCACCCUGGAAAGCUCAUGCUCGAGACAGACUUUUGUGACAAUGAGUCUUUCUACUAUCCAGCCACCCCACCUCUAUCAACGUCUGGUAGCUCUAUGGGCAGCCCGGCUCACAUACAGGAUGUUUUAUCCACACCAUUGAACCCAAUGUUUUCUGGUCUUGACGGUUGUGAGAUGAUUAAGGCGGACGAUGAGACAGUGUCGAGGUCUCUGGAGAACAUUGACUGGACCACCUACGGAUCCCCAGUAACGCCUGUGUACCUACAACAACACUUGCAGGUACCUCAGACAGGGAAGGGCAUUUCGCUUAGCGCCAACCUUUCCAGCGGCCUUCCCGUCGCAGCCCCUAUCAACAACAACAGCUCCAACAAUUCCUGCACCACUCCCACCAACCUCUCCUUUGCCGAGAGCACAGCCUCGUACGCGACAUCCUCAUCAUCGUCAUCCAUCUCGUGUCCGUCGCUCUCACCGUCGCCAUCACCCAACUGUGAACAGGACAUUGAUUUCUGCGACCCCCGCAAUCUCACAGUAGGAGGUGCCGCUAACCCGACUUUGGCUCCUGAGUUUUCAUCUCCUGUCUCCUUGGAAGAGUUCAGGGGCGCCACGCCAGCCAAGGACAGCGCGCUGCCCAUCUCCUUCGAUUUCAAUCCUGCCCUCCACCACGGUCUGCCGGCUUUUGAUGAGAUCUCCGACCUGGAGUCUGAGGACGACUUCGUAAACCGCCUGGUCAAUCUUGGGGAGCAGCCGUUCGUCGAGGGUAAGCGAUCGCGCUCUGCUACUUGCUCUACGACACUCUCUCUCGGCCAAGACGCUUUCCUGACAGAGAGCGGCUUCGACUGUGAGGACACAACAUCUUGUGUUGUGACUGGAAUCCCAAGCCCUGCUGCGUCAUUUGACUCAGACCUUCACCAGGACAAGAAGCUGAGAACUACUAAGGAGACUCGCGUGCCUGUACCCAUCAUGAACAUCGCUGCUGCUACCACCACCGACUCUACGUCUGGUCAGGGGCAGCAACAAGAGACUUCUAGUCAAGCUCAGUCUACAAGCAACGGUGUUGAUAUGGUUGCUAGUGACAGCUCUGAGGCUGCACCUGCACCUAUCCCUGCUCCCGCUAAUCGCCGCGGUCGCAAGCAGUCCCUGACCGAGGAUCCUAGCAAGACAUUCGUCUGUGAGUUAUGCAACCGCCGAUUCCGCCGCCAAGAACAUCUUAAGCGUCAUUACCGUUCUCUUCACACUCAGGACAAGCCGUUUGAGUGCAACGAGUGUGGUAAGAAAUUUUCUCGCAGCGACAAUCUCGCACAGCACGCACGCACUCAUGGAAGUGGGGCCAUCGUCAUGAACCUCAUCGAUGGGAGUGAGGAGGGCCUUGACAUGAUGGCAUCUGCUGACAGUGAUUAUCACAACUUUGGCAAAGUCCUCUUUCAAGUCGCAUCCGAGAUUCCCGGUAGCGGCAGUGACUUCUCUGACGAUUCGCAAAGCGAAAGCAGCGGCAAGAAGAAACGCAAGCGGUCUGAGUAGAUCUCUCGUAGACCUAACACGUCGGCUUCACGGUGCAAGGCAUCUAACGACAUUACGACAUCUUCUCCUUCAUACUCAUACCUACCCCGCUAGCUUUAUGCGGAUCGGUCACUAGGGAUUUCAAUCGGCGGCUUGAUUGAAUCGGACCAAGGCGAAAAGGCUUCAUACCUUAGAGGACUCAAAAGUUACAUAUUGAUUUUCAGCAGCAUCAUGCCUUCGUGUAUCAACAUAGCAACACGUACAAAGCCCCUAUCACCACGAAUAAAAGGGUCACAGGCGAUUUGGUAGUACAGUGUAGGAACAUGGACUGGAAUUUAUCUUAUGGUUGGCGAGGCGUGGCAUGGCGGGCUCUACAUAGAACAUUUGUGUGAUUUUCUGCCUCGGAAGACCUACGACAUUCACGCUCACACAUAUUGGCGGCAUCCCAUUCUUUACCUUCGUUGUAAUACCCCGAGCAAGACGGAGCAGCGCAACCGGUCUAACUCGUUUCAAUUUCCUUGGGGACGCAGCUGAUACCCGGAAGGGUAAAUCUAGCGACAUUGCACCCUUAUAUUAUUUCUGCUUCGCUUUUCUACUGCCUCUUCUGUAAUGAGUAUCGCAAAGUGCCGGACAUUUGGAACAACUCUCAGACAAUGUUUUGUACAGAUAGCAGAUUUUUCACAUCAAUAUAUGGCUGCCAACCAAUCUUUUCACUACGCAAC